AUGUAUGAUCAUGCUAACCAUCAAAUACAGGGCUUCAAGUCGUACGCCGUCCGAACGGUCAUUUCAGGAUGGGACGAAUCAUUCAACUCAAUCACCGGUUUAAACGGUAGUGGGAAAUCCAACAUUCUCGAUGCCAUUUGUUUCGUCCUCGGUAUUACGAAUAUGAGCACCGUGCGAGCGCAAAACCUCCAAGAUCUAAUUUAUAAGCGUGGCCAGGCUGGCGUGACAAAAGCCAGUGUAACAAUCGUUUUCGAUAAUCGCGAUAAAGCCAAGUCGCCAAUUGGGUUUGAAGAAUAUGGCAGUAUAUCGGUUACGCGACAAAUCGUUCUUGGUGGUACCAGCAAAUAUCUCAUUAAUGGUCAUCGCGCGCAACAACAGACAGUUCAGAAUUUGUUUCAGAGUGUGCAAUUGAAUAUCAACAAUCCGAACUUUUUGAUUAUGCAGGGUCGAAUUACGAAGGUAUUGAAUAUGAAGGCUGUUGAGAUUCUGUCCAUGAUUGAAGAAGCUGCUGGUACUCGAAUGUUUGAGGAUAGGAAGGAGAAGGCAGCCAAAACCAUGGCAAAGAAGGAGAUGAAAGUUCGCGAAAUUGAAGGUCUCCUAAACGAAGAGAUUGAGCCGAAACUUGAGAAACUUCGCGGUGAAAAGCGUGCUUUCCUGGACUUUCAACAGACACAAAAUGAUGUUGAACGUCUCACUCGGUUAGUGGUUGCUCACGACUACUUGAAGAGCAAGGAUCGGCUACAAGUUGCUGGCGAAGAAUAUGAAGCGAAGAAGCAGAAAAUACAGACGCUCGAAGAUAAUGCGACAAGGCUUAAGAACGAGAUUACACAUCUUGAGGAAGAUGUCAAGCGCGUGAAGGCUGUUCGAGAAAAGGAACUUCGUAAAGGUGGCAAGUUUCAAGCUCUGGAAAAUGAGGUCAAGGAACACUCCCACGAGCUGGUUCGAUUAGCCACUGUUUUUGAGCUGAAAAACUCCAGCAUGGCAGAGGAAAAGGAGAAGAGGAAAGCUAGCCAAAAGAGCGUUGCCGAGCUAGAGAAGUUACUCAAGGAUAAGAGGAAGAUUUACGAGAAACUUCAAGCCAAGUACGACGCUGCAAAGGCUGAAUUUGAUGCUCAAACUGCGGAGGUAGAGACAAAGGAGGAGUUGCUUCAGACAUUGCAAACUGGUAUUGCAUCCAAGGAAGGCCAGGAGAAUGGCUAUCAGGGACAAUUGCAAGAUGCGCGCAAUCGAGCAAGCGCUGCUGUAACAGAACAAGAGCAAGCCAAACUCAAGAUGACACAUCUUGAAAAGAGAAUUAAAGAGGAGGAGCCUCGUGCUAAGAAGGCAAAGGAACAGAACUCCGGUCUUUUGAAAGACUUGGAGUCACUCCGUGGACGGGCCAGUAAAUUAGAAGCUGAGAUGUCCAAGCUAGGUUUCGAGCCUGGCAAAGAAGAAAAAAUUUAUCAAGAGCAAUCAAAUUUACAGCGCGCCAUCAGAGAACUCCGAGAAAGAGCGGACGGAAUGAAUAGGAGGGUAGCGAACCUUGACUUCUCUUACUCAGACCCACAUCAGGGCUUUGACCGGUCGAAAGUCAAAGGUCUUGUUGCCCAAUUAUUCACGCUGGACAAGGACAAGACUCAUGCGGGAACCGCUCUUGAAAUUUGCGCUGGUGGUCGAUUGUACAACGUAGUUGUUGACACUGCCGAAACUGGCUCUCAGUUGCUUCAAAAUGGCAAGCUUCGCAAGCGCGUCACCAUUAUUCCAUUGAAUAAGAUCUCCUCCUUCAGAGCCUCAGCCGAGAAAAUAGGUGCUGCUCAAAAAUUGGCUCCUGGAAAAGUUGACCUUGCUUUGUCACUUAUUGGAUAUGAUGACGAAGUAUCUGCAGCGAUGAACUAUGUCUUUGGUUCGACGCUCAUUUGUGAAGAUGCACAAACCGCAAAGACAGUUACAUUCGAUCCGAGUGUUAGGCUGAAGAGCGUCACCUUGGAGGGAGAUGUAUAUGAUCCGUCCGGAACACUAUCUGGUGGCAGUUCGCCAAACUCCAGUGGUGUGCUUGUAGUCCUUCAAAAACUCCAUGAGAUCACGAGAGAACUGCGAAGCAAAGAGCGACAGUUGGCUGCUUUGCAAGAGACUAUGGCGAAAGAGAAAAAGAAGCUAGAUGCUGUGCGGUCUUUGAAACAAGAGCUUGAUCUGAAGAAUCAUGAAAUCAAACUUACAGAGGACCAGAUCAACAGUAACAGCUCAUCAUCGAUUAUCCAUGCCGUUGAAGAGAUGAAGGAACAAAUCGAGCAGCUGAAGAAAGACAUUGCUAAUGCCAAAGCCCGGCAUGUCGAGGCUCAAAACGAUAUCAAGCGAAUUGAGAAGGAUAUGAAGGAGUUUGAUAAUAAUAAGGAUGAUAAACUUGCGGAACUCCAAAGAUCACUCGAUGCGUUGAAGAAGAGUCUCAGCAAGAAUUCUAUUGCUGUCAAGACACUGCAGAAGGAGCUCCAAGCCUCGCGUCUCGAGUCUGAACAGGCUGGAAGUGAUCUUACUGCCGCGGAGGAACAGUUGGCUGAAGCCGAUGCUACUAUGGAAGCUCAAAUCGAGGAGAUUGAGACACUCAAGAAGGAACAAGCCAGGAUCAAGGAUGCGCAUGACAUUGCCCAGGCACAAUUGGAAGAGGAACAAGCAAAGUUGACCAGCUUCGACGACGAGUUAGAUGAUCUCGAACAGGCAAUCCGUUCCAAGAACGCGCGUAUCACUGAGGAGGGUCUCGAGAUGCAAAAGCUAGGACAUCACCUCGAGAAACUUCACAAAGACCAACAAGCGGCAGCACAGAUGGUUGCAAACAUGGAGAGUGAGCACGAGUGGAUCGAGGAAGAAAAAGAUAGUUUCGGCCGUCCAAACACUCCUUAUGAUUUCCGAGGUCAAAAUAUUGCAGAAUGCAGAUCAACACUACGAAACUUGACGGAACGUUUCCAAGGGAUGAAGAAGAAGAUUAACCCCAAGGUCAUGAACAUGAUUGACAGUGUCGAGAAGAAAGAGAUCGCCCUCAAAAACAUGAUGAAGACGGUCAUCCGCGACAAGAAAAAGAUUGAAGAGACCAUUAUCAAUCUAAAUGAGUAUAAGAAAGAGGCUCUACACAAGACCUGGACCAAGGUCAAUGGAGACUUUGGUCAGAUCUUCGCCGAACUCCUUCCUGGCAGUUUUGCCAAGCUUGAUCCUCCAGAGGGUAAAGAAAUUACAGAUGGUUUGGAGGUUAAGGUCUCUCUAGGAAAGGUCUGGAAGCAAAGUCUUACUGAGCUCAGUGGUGGUCAACGGUCUCUUAUCGCCUUAUCGCUUAUCAUGGCACUUCUACAAUUCAAACCGGCUCCGAUGUAUAUCCUGGAUGAGGUUGACGCAGCCCUGGAUUUGUCACAUACACAAAAUAUUGGACGCUUGAUCAAGACGCGUUUCAAGGGUUCGCAAUUCAUUGUCGUUUCCCUCAAGGACGGUAUGUUCCAAAACGCCAACCGCAUCUUCCGGACGAGGUUUAGUGAGGGUACAAGUGUUGUCCAAGCAUUAACACCGGCGGACCUAAAAUGAUCACUGUGUUUCCGUUAAUGGUUCAUCUUUGAUUAUGUCUCGUUUUUCUUGAUGAAUGGGUCUUUUUGUUUGGAUGAGCAAAUUGCUUUGGCGUUAGACGGAUGUCGUUAAUUGUACAUGGACUUUGCAUAUUCAUAUUGAUUAUCAUAUAUCAUAUUGGGACGCGCAAUGAAGAGGAAUGGAUUUCUGGUUAUC
This is a messenger RNA of Talaromyces stipitatus ATCC 10500, 3738 nucleotides long. Its product is annotated as nuclear condensin complex subunit Smc2, putative. Gene Ontology annotation, molecular function: ATP binding; protein binding; ATP hydrolysis activity. The transcript has 5 exons. NCBI's taxonomy places the organism in Eukaryota, Fungi, Ascomycota, Eurotiomycetes, Eurotiales, Trichocomaceae. The record is from RefSeq and is a predicted model, not a curated record. Gene Ontology annotation, cellular component: chromosome. The coding region runs from base 1 to 3543 and encodes 1180 amino acids. Gene Ontology annotation, biological process: chromosome organization.